Cuscuta campestris is the source of this 1409-nucleotide messenger RNA. The record is from the annotation of a GenBank genome assembly. Lineage: Eukaryota; Viridiplantae; Streptophyta; Magnoliopsida; Solanales; Convolvulaceae.
UGGUAGUUUACAUGUAUAGGUUCCCUUCCGUAAUUAGGAAUCUUCUGUAACUAUUUAUACGAGGCUUCGCCCUCCGUUAUUUCUCAAUAGAAAAUAACAAUUCUUUAUGGUAUCGGAGCCUCUCGUUGCUCUCCGUCUCUCGUCCGACCUAGCGCAGGCGUAACCCUAGCCGCGCCGUCGCUCCUCCUCUCUCGGCCGACCAGCAGACAACCGCCCUUCCCUUCCUCCACGGCAGUGCUGCAGGCGUUGUCCCUUCUCGGCGACCUUCCGAGCAACCCCCUCCUCUCACCGAUCAUCAUGUCCGAGAAGAUCUCGGCUACCGGCGCGACGUCCUCUUCCCCAACUCCACACUUGGCGUUCACGACGAUCUCUAACGUGAAACUCCACGUGUCGAUUCUCCUAAGCUUCUCCGAGCCUAACUACAAAAAGUGGAGCCGGCUCUUCCUCCUCCUCAUUCGAAGGUUCUCCUUGGGUGACUUCCUCACCGGCAAGUCGUCUCCAUCUAGCGCCGACGAUUCGGAAUGGUUCCAACUUGACGCUCUCAUACAUGGUUGGAUUCUCUCAACGGUUAAUGAUGAAAUUUGUGAUCUUGUUCUCUCCACAACAAACUCCGCAUCCGAGCUAUGGAAAGCCAUCUAUAAAAUCUUCCACGACAACAAGCCGGCCCGGGCGAUGCAACUUGAACACCAAUUCCGCACCACCACGAAGGGUUCUCUCUCCAUCGCUGCUUAUUGUCAAACCCUAAGGAAUCUUGCGGAUUGGUUGGAUGAUGUAGAUGCCAUCGUCUCCGAACAACAACUUUUUCUUCAAGUCUUACGUGGCCUCCCCGAUGAUCUUCGAGCACAAACCGCACUGGCGGCAGCCUCUUUCUUCACCAGACACAGUUUGCUCAUGAAAUCCUGGAACGUGCCGAUAUGCUCCACUACAAGCCCAUCUCCACACCAGUCGACACCAAAGCAAAGCUCUCAGCCACGUCCGGUACACCACUUCCAGACCCCUCCAUAUACAGAUCCAUCGUCGGCGCCUUACAGUAUCUCACUUUCACUCAGCCUGAUCUUACAUAUGCAGUCCAGCAGCACCCAUCUCACAUCUAUGAAGAGGGUUCUACGCUACAUCCAUGGCACUGCUACUCAUGGCAUCACCCUUCACCAUACGGGCACUGAUUCCUUGCAGGCCUACUCCGAUGCUGAUUGGGCUGGAUGCCCCAACACUCGUCGCUCCACCUCGGGGUAUUGUGUUUUCAUUGGAGACAACCUCAUCUCAUGGUCCUCCAAGCGCCAGGCCACCACCUCCCGCUCUAGUGCUGAGGCCGAGUAUCGUGUCGUGGCAAACACCGUAGCUGAGGCAAGCUGGGUCUGAAAUCUUCUCCUUGAGCUUCAACAACCCCUGGGUGUGCUACACUGGUCUUU